UUCAAAGUUAAGAAAUUCAUUAGAGAAGUGUAUUGUUAUUGACUUAUUUUAAGAUUUUGGGGUACACAAUGUACGGUCCCGAUUUAUCCAUUGAUUCUGCAAUAUAUUCAAAUCUUGAAAGUGACGAACUAAAAGAAAUUAUUCAGGAUGACGACAAAUUUGAAGAAAUAUUCAAGGAAUUGGCCCAGGUUAAAAACUGGGACAAUCAGAAGGAAGCAAUGAUAGAAAGAAAUAAAGCCCUUGCGGAAGCAAAUCUUUUACGCAAUCCAGACUUAGCUGAAAUAAAAGAAAAAUUACAAGAACUUUCUGAAGAAGGCAAACAAUUAUGCAGCAGUAUCCAAGAAAUGCUUGCUGAAAUAAAAGAAAAAUCUGGAAGUAUCAGUUUGGAUACAGCUUUAGCUCUGUUACAAACAGCAGCUGCAACCAGUGAAGAAGAAUCUGAAAAUAUAGCAGAUCAAUUUAUUUCACGUGAUAUUGAUAUAGAUGCAUUUUUAGAGCAGUUUGCAUCAUCAAGAAAAGUUAUGCAUUUGAGGAAAGUCAAAGCCGAUAAAAUGAAAGAACUUCUUACCCAAAGAAAUAGUAGUAAUACCAAUAAUUCAUAUGUGCCUAGUGUUAAUAACGUGCCAGCAUAUCCAUUAGGUCCUAUAAAUAUGCCUAUGCCUGGCUAUAGGAAUAAUUACUUUUAAUACAUUUUUAAUUUUUCAACAUUUGCUUUAUCCAAUAUACACAAAAUAAUAAUAUUUUAGUUAUAUGUAUAAUAUAAAUUCCAUAAUUAAAUUUGUACUUUGGAGCAAAGAUUUAAAAGAUAUAAGUU
Molecule: messenger RNA, 814 nt
Organism: Ctenocephalides felis (cat flea)
Lineage: Eukaryota; Metazoa; Arthropoda; Insecta; Siphonaptera; Pulicidae
Gene: Vps37B
Product: vacuolar protein sorting-associated protein 37B
Exons: 3
Coding region: 69-686 (205 amino acids)
Biological process (GO): protein targeting to vacuole; protein targeting to membrane; ubiquitin-dependent protein catabolic process via the multivesicular body sorting pathway
Cellular component (GO): ESCRT I complex
Source: RefSeq, a predicted model, not a curated record